Molecule: messenger RNA, 4461 nt
Organism: Galleria mellonella (greater wax moth)
Lineage: Eukaryota; Metazoa; Arthropoda; Insecta; Lepidoptera; Pyralidae
Product: kinesin-like protein KIF20B
Exons: 13
Coding region: 247-4341 (1364 amino acids)
Biological process (GO): microtubule-based movement; mitotic spindle organization
Molecular function (GO): microtubule binding; ATP binding; microtubule motor activity
Source: RefSeq, a predicted model, not a curated record
AAUAUUGAAGAUUAUGACAAUAAUUGAAGCGACAUUAGAAAAAUAAAAUUCCAGACAAAUUAUCUCUUUGAAGACUAGGCAGCAUGGUCUCCGACCUUAGCCUGUUCCAAACGGAACAAACGUACUAAAAAAAAAAAAAAAUUAACCGUUGCGUUUGUUUUUCUCGGCGUUUAUUAUUACUCUUUUUUUUUCAAAUGCUUCCAAUGUUUCAAUUAGUUUAGUGACUGUUAAGUUCAUUACGUUACAAUGAUUGAACAACGGUAUUCCGAUAAUGAUCAAUCCAAACGCGACAUCCCUUCUUUCAUUGAACCUCGGCCGCCUCUUAUAUUAAAUCCAUUUAUGCGACCUCGCCCUCAGAAGGGCACCAACUUAAUGGAACUAUUUGAUGAAGACUCUGUGAGUGACGAACCUGAAUUAGUGCAAGUAUAUUUGCGCCUGAAACCCUAUCACGGCCAGAGCAAUUUGUAUGAAGUCCGUUCAGAUAGGUGUCUGAUAACAUCUGUCGACACGGCCACUGCUGGUCAUGGUCGAAGAACUGAGCACAAUAUAUCGAAAAUGUACACAUUUUCACGUAUAUUUGAUGCGGAGACCACUCAAAAAGAGAUAUUUGAACAUGUGGUUAAGGACAAUUUGAAGAAACUGCCAGAUGGUCAUAGCUUCACUCUACUUACAUAUGGUGCAUCUGGUUCUGGAAAAACAUAUACAUUAAUGGGUACAGUAGCAUCUCCAGGUCUUGUACCCCGCUCCCUUGAGUAUGUCUUCAGAGUGGUUGAUGCUGCACAGCAACCUGUCUAUAAACCUUCAGAAGGUGGUGCUGACAAGCUGGAUUAUGCUGAACAAGAGUAUGAGUUGCAGUGGGUGAAGCGACUGAGACAGGUAUCAGCCCCGCUAAGAGAUAAAUAUAAACGGAUGAGUGCAGGGCUCUGCAGUGACUUUACAGCCAGCAGCUUGGAUUUGUCCAACAGAACUAAAUAUUAUGUAUGGGUAUCAUUUGUAGAGAUAUACAAUGAGGGCAUAUAUGAUUUGUUGGCAAGUUCAGACAGGAGAUCUUCUAACAAGCUCCAAAUUAGAGAAGAUUCAAAUGGCAAUGUCUUUGUUAAAGGUGUGACGCAAGCGUUCGUGCGGAGCGGCGAGGAGGCGUACGACGUGAUGGUGGCCGGCAAGCACAACCUGCAGGUCGCCGCCACCGGCAUCCACGCGCAAUCCUCACGCUCGCACUGCAUAUUCACCAUCACCAUGCUUACUGAAACUGAGGGCGUGGCGCGCACGGCGAGCGUGCGGCUGUGCGACCUGGCGGGCUGCGAGCGCGCGCGGCGCACGCGCAACGCGGGCGCGCGCAUGCAGGAGUCGCGCGCCAUCAACUCGUCGCUGCACGUGCUCGAGCGCUGCCUGCACACGCUGCGCCGCCGCCGCCGCGCCGCCACCGCCGCCGCCGCCGCCGCCGAGCUCGUGCCAUACCGCGAGUCCAAGCUCACGCGCCUGCUGGCGGCCGGCCUGAGCGGCGCGCGCGCCGAGGCCGUGGCCAUGGUGGUCACGCUCAACCCCGCGCCGCUCGCCGCGCCCGAGUCGCGCCACGUGCUGCAGCUCGCCGCCGUCGCGCGCGACAUACAGGUUAACAGCACAAUAGCAGAGAUGACCUGCCUAGACAGUACACAAAAUUCGACAAUACCUUCGAGUGCUGAAGUGAUGAAACUUCGCGCGGACAAUGAGAGAUUGCAUUUCGAACUGGUUCAAGCGCAAGCCCGCAACAAGGAGCUGCUGGCGAACAUGGAGGAGCGGCAGCAGCAGGCGGCCGCCACCAUGCGCGAGCUGGUGGACGACGCCAAGGACAUGACGCGCCAGUACUACGAGGCGCAGCUGGCUGCACAGCGCUCGGAGAUGGAUGACAUGAUAGAAGAAUAUGAAAACAAAUUGAAGAUGGCCGCUACACCUUCCAAUGCAGAAACACUUUUGCUUCAAGAAAAGGUUACAGAACUAAUGACAGAAAUUGCAAUCUUAGAGGAGAAGUUAACUGCGGAGCGGUUAGCACGUGCUCGCGCUGAAGAGGAAGUGCAGCAUCUAAGAGCUUGCAUCGACGAAAGAGACGAUAAAGUCUUUGGAGAUAACCAGUCAGAAAAACGUGAAGAUGUAAUGCUCGUGAGUGAUAGUGAACAUGACAGUGAGGAAGAAGUUGAAGAUCCAUGCAAUGAGAGUCUGGAACCCACAUUUAAAAAAGAAGAUAUUAACCGCUCAAAACUUGUUAUGCAGAGCUUAAAUUCUCAUAAUACUUCGUAUAGUACUAUGCAAGAUGAUGAGCAUACAAUUGAUAAUAAUGAAAGCAUUUUUGACAAAACUAAUGACACUCUUAAAGAUGACCAUUAUAGUUCUAAUGAAACCGAUAAAGAGUCUACAUAUGACAAAGAUGAAGAAAUAUAUUCUAUUAAAAACACGAUGGAAAAGUCUCUUAAUAAUACAAAAACAGAAGACUUUGAAGGUGAAAAAGAAGAGCAUGAAUCUGUUAAUAAAUUAAAGACGUCUGAUUUUAGAGGUACUUACUGUGUCAAAAGUUUUGAAGAAAAUGAAACUGGUAAUGUAAAUGAAGAAAAAGUACUCUCACAUUCCAGAGGUAUUUACUAUGUGAAUAAUGUUGAAUCGGACAAACUUAAACCUAUUUCUAUUUUGCCAGUUAUUAAUACAGAUAUUGUUAAGCAACUGUCAAGAGAGAUAGAAACUCAAAAAAUUGAUCUAAAUAUUAAAAAAGAUAAUGAUAUAAAGGCAGAAAUGAAAUACACACAAACAGACAAUACAGAAACAAAACCGAAUAUCAAGGUAUCUCAGACAUUGGUAAGUAAAAUUAUAAACUCAGCUAAAUCAACACCAGGCGAUAAUUCUUUAACACAAUUUGAACAACUGGAAAUGGCUACUAACACCUGUAACGAAACUAAACACAUUAGUGAUGAAUUCGUUAAUAUUAAAAUACUAAAAGAGAAAAGGACAUACUUUGAUGAACAGCCUAUUAUAAAUGAGAAUACUGAUAAAGUGGACCCAAAUAAUAAAUUAACAAAAACAGAUUACUUUAUGAGCACAAAAGUAAAUCAAGAAAGUCACAUGAAUGUUGACAGUAAAGAUGUGAAUAUUAAUAGUGAUUGUAAUAUCGUAAAGAAUGAUCUUUUAAAUGAUAACUUAAAUAAUGAUAUUUUACGCUCUCCAUCUAUUGUCAAAGAUGAAAUAAUAACUGACAAUUUCAAACCUAGUACAAUUAAAAAAUUACUAGGUGAAAGUUUAACACGCCAAACAAAUAUAUCAUCAACUCACAAAAACAUAGCUGUGCCAAAAAAACAAAACUCUGUUGAUAUAUUCGAAGGGUUUGAUUCGCCUCAGCCACAUCAUUUUACCAAAGAAUUGGAUGUCAUCGAAAAUGCACGUAAAUCUAUUGAAAAAUUAGUAUUAGCUCAACAGUCUGCUAGUAAAGUACAAAAGAAUAAUAAAAGAAAAGAUAAAGUAGAGUCUGAGUCAGUAGUCAAAGAGCCAAUAAAAGAUGUCAAACAAACUAUUUUAACCAACAUAUCUGCAGUGCAAAAAACCCCCUUACUAAAAGUGGAAAAGACAGAAGAACUCAGUCUAAAUAUGCAGCAAGCAUCUAUUAGUGGAAAUAAUACUAUAGAAGAUUUUGAAAAUAUCUACAAAAAUAUUACUGCUCCCAGGCCAACUGAUUUUGAUGUAUUCUUAUCUCAAGAGCCUAAUAUAUCAAAGGCCAUAGAAAAUGAUCAAAUUGUGACACAAAAAACUAAUGGGUCUAAGGUUGAUGAAAUUAAAAUGGAAACCCAAAAACUUACUGAAGUAGAGGAGGUGAAAUAUAACCUAAGAAACAAAGCCUCUGUAAAAACUGAAACUCUUAAAUGUUUUAAUAAAGAUCAUAAAGAUUCAGAAUCAGAAGAAGUUUUAGUUGUGAGUCAAUCUAAAUGUGAAAGUAAGACUAAGCCAUCUAAGAGGAAUUUACGAUUAAGGAGACGAAAAAAUGAAAAUGAUGAAGAAAAGUCUGAUUCAGAGACUGUUAGUUUGAAGGAUAUUGUUAAUUUGCAAACAGAGUUCUCUGAUGUUACUCUAGAUGUUCCUGCGCCCGUGAAAAUUGUUAAAGAUAUACCUUCACCAGAAAAAUCUAAAUUUGAGGAUGAAAAUAGACCGCCUGUCUUAGAAAUACAGAGCUGUCCAUCGAAAAGCGUAACACGAAGUCGGAGGAAGUUAUUCACGCCGCGCAUUGAACCACUGGACGAGUCUAUGGGCGCAGCGGGUGACAGCAACGAACGCAUCUACGUCCCUCGGCCUUCCUACCACCGUACUCGAGCACGCCGCAAGCUGUAAACAUUAAAAUUCGCGUUCGCAACCCAUUUUCGUCCCGUAAUGAUAAUUUUAAUCGACAUAGAUAUUAACAGAGUUUAUGUAUUGACUUUAUUACAAUUAAUUAAAUAUUGAUUAUAAGAA